Molecule: messenger RNA, 1891 nt
Organism: Psammomys obesus (fat sand rat)
Lineage: Eukaryota; Metazoa; Chordata; Mammalia; Rodentia; Muridae
Product: centrin-2
Exons: 2
Coding region: 898-1416 (172 amino acids)
Biological process (GO): mitotic cell cycle; nucleotide-excision repair; centriole replication
Cellular component (GO): centrosome; centriole
Molecular function (GO): calcium ion binding
Source: RefSeq, a predicted model, not a curated record
AUAUUUGGCGAUUUCGAGCCGCCCGGCGCCGGGAGGACGGUGGCCGCCCUGAGUCACGGGGGCGGACGUAACGGACGGGGCCCUGGGCCUCGCUCCUCGCCUUAUUUAGUCAAGCAGGCGAGCCAUUGGCCCGCGGGACAAAGGCGGUCCAGGCCGGUGCGCGCGGAGACCCCCGGCUGUGCGCCUGGGGACGCGGGGGAGGGGUGUCCCCGCCGGAGCCAGCGCCGCGCACGGGAAGGGGGCGCUGUGAUUUUUGUCUUUUGCAGCCCGGCAGGGCGAGGCCUCGCCCAGGGCCGGGCGUUCUGGCCGCCGUGGAUGGGGGCGGGUCGGCCCGAGGGGGUGUGUCCUCCCGGUGUAAAGACUCAGUCUGGAGAAAUGAUAGGAAUUUUUUCUGUGCUGGCUUCGGGUAGUUCUCGCUGUGACCCGCGUGCGCCCUGGUCCAUAUUCCGGUCGUUUAAUGGACAAGAACACAGCAGCGCAGGAGGUGACGAGUCGGGGAGGUUCACUGCAGUCGGGCCCGCCCUGACCUCCUCCCGCGUGCCCUCUGCUGCCUGUCAGUUCCCUCUUCGUGCUUGGCACCUUGCUCCCGAGCACAGGCUCCACCCACCUAGGCACUGCCGUCCUUCCUAGCCUAGCUGCCAGGCUUCCUGUUAGGCAAAUGGGACAAGGAGCCUGGGCCUGGGCCUCCACACGCUGCCCCUCCAUCUGCCAUCGGGCAUGUCAGCCUAACCCUGGAGCAGCAGACGCUGAAAACGCUGUGAGACCCGCUCAGCUGUGGAAUGCAGCAAGGGCGAGCUUCCACACUGACUUCGAGGGGAAGUGCUUUAAGAAAACAAGUUUGGGCUGAGACCACGAGUACACUUUGCCUUAAUAACUGGCUGAAGAGACCCUUCGGUGAUGGCCUCUAAUUUUAAGAAAACAAACAUGGCAUCCAGUGGCCAGAGAAAAAGGAUGAGCCCUAAGCCUGAACUUACUGAAGAACAGAAACAGGAAAUCCAGGAAGCUUUUGAUCUCUUCGAUGCUGAUGGAACUGGAACUAUAGACAUCAAGGAACUAAAAGUGGCAAUGAGGGCCCUGGGCUUUGAACCCAAGAAAGAAGAAAUCAAGAAAAUGAUAAGUGAAAUUGAUAAGGAAGGCACAGGAAAAAUGAACUUUAGUGACUUUUUGACAGUAAUGACUCAGAAAAUGUCUGAGAAAGACACCAAAGAAGAAAUCCUGAAAGCCUUCAAGCUCUUUGAUGAUGAUGAAACUGGAAAAAUAUCCUUUAAAAAUCUGAAACGUGUGGCCAAGGAGCUGGGUGAGAAUCUGACUGAUGAGGAGCUGCAGGAAAUGAUCGAUGAGGCUGACCGAGAUGGAGACGGAGAGGUCAGUGAGCAGGAGUUCCUGCGCAUCAUGAAGAAGACCAGCCUCUACUGAGACCGGGUUUCCUUUCCUCUGCAAGCACAUGUGACUAGAUUUAGUGUCGGCCAUUUCAUGAAAUACGGCUUUUGAUAGCCUCCCCCCAACCUCUGUGGUAAUUUUAGCCGUGACCUUGAAUCUAUCUUUGACCUUUGGAAGUGUUCUUUGAUAUUAAGUUCUUUGUCCAUUUGCCUGCUGGCUAAUUUUCAACAGGGCAGAACAGGAGCGUGUGGAGAGGGAAAAGGUCUGAAAGUGUGGCGCUCCAUCCUCCCUGGCUUCAUGUUGCUCACGCAUUUCCAUCUGGCUACACGCACACAGUGGCUUCUUAGGUGUCCAGUGGUUUCAGCUUUUAGUUGACAACACAGUUUUGUUGUCUUAUAAAACUCAGUGAAUGCUUACCGUGGCAUUUGAAUGGUGUUCAUACAUUUGUUUUGUCUUUAAAAACAAAACCUUUCUUAAUUAAAAAAGAAAACACUUUUGACUCUUCCAUGAA